Synchiropus splendidus (mandarinfish) is the source of this 2391-nucleotide messenger RNA. RefSeq names its product glutamate-ammonia ligase (glutamine synthase) b (gene glulb). The transcript has 7 exons. Gene Ontology annotation, cellular component: cytoplasm. NCBI's taxonomy places the organism in Eukaryota, Metazoa, Chordata, Actinopteri, Syngnathiformes, Callionymidae. The record is from RefSeq and is a predicted model, not a curated record. Gene Ontology annotation, molecular function: glutamine synthetase activity. The coding region runs from base 128 to 1258 and encodes 376 amino acids.
UAGGCUCAACAAGUGGAGGAGGAAUGAAACUAGAGACGCGAUCAAUGCGGAAAAACAUUUCGUCUCUCUUGCGCUGAUUCACUAUAUUCUCGUUUUAACAUUGUCUUUGCCAGCAGGUCUUCCCAAGAUGGCCACUUCUGCAAGUUCCAAGCUCAGCAAACAUGUCAAACAAGAGUACAUGAAUCUACCUCAGGGUGACCAAGUCCAGGCCAUGUACAUCUGGAUUGAUGGCUCUGGAGAGGGGCUGCGCUGCAAGACCAAGACACUGGAUUUCAAGCCAACUUCAGUUGAUGAGCUUCCUGAGUGGAACUUUGACGGCUCUAGCACCUACCAAUCUGAGGGCUCCAACAGUGACAUGUUCUUGAUUCCUGUUGCCAUGUUCAGAGACCCUUUCAGGAAAGACCCCAACAAGCUAGUGCUAUGUGAAGUCCUCAAGUACAACCGCAAACCAGCAGAGACCAACCUGAGGCAGACUUGCAAUCAGAUCAUGAGGAUGGUGGAGGCUCACAGUCCAUGGUUCGGCAUGGAGCAGGAGUACACCAUUUUGGGUACUGAUGGACAUCCCUUUGGCUGGCCGUCGAAUGGAUUCCCAGGUCCACAAGGGCCUUACUACUGUGGUGUGGGUGCUGACAAGGCGUAUGGGCGAGACAUUGUUGAAGCACACUACAGGGCCUGCCUAUAUGCUGGAGUUAAGAUCUGUGGCACCAAUGCUGAGGUCAUGCCAGCACAGUGGGAGUUCCAGAUCGGCCCUUGCGAGGGCAUCAACAUGGGCGAUCAUCUGUGGGUGGCUCGCUUCAUCCUGCAUAGGGUGUGUGAAGAUUUUGGUGUGGUGGCUUCGUUUGAUCCCAAACCCAUCCCAGGAAAUUGGAAUGGUGCCGGCUGCCACACAAACUUCAGCACGAAAGAGAUGCGAGAAGACAAUGGCUUGACGAUCAUUGAAGAGGCAAUUGAACUGCUGGGGAAGAGACACAGGUACCACAUCCGAGCAUACGAUCCUAAAGGAGGGCUGGACAACGCCCGACGUCUCACUGGUCAUCAUGAAACCUCAAACAUCGACGAGUUUUCGGCUGGCGUAGCAAAUCGUGGAGCCAGCAUUCGUAUCCCUCGUGCUGUGGGCCAGGACAAGAAGGGCUACUUUGAGGAUCGCCGUCCCUCUGCCAACUGUGACCCAUAUGUUGUCACUGAAGCUCUGGUGCGCACUUGUAUACUCAAAGAACAAGGAGAGGCAGUAGUAGAUUACAGUAAACAAGCUGCAUGAGGAAGAAGCACCUCGUCUUAUAGUAGUCUACUUGAGCUAUGCUUUUAGGUGGGUGAGGGUUUCUCUUUUUAUACAUACGAAAUCAAACUGGUGUUGCAUCAUAUUUCCUUUAAAUAAGUUUAGACUUGUAUGCAAUUUUUAAAUAUAUGUAUGGAUUAAGUGUUGAUUGUGCUACAGCAGAAUUUGCCUGCUGAGCUUUUAACAUUGACCCCAUGUCAAUGUGGUGAGGUCAUGAGGGUGGACAGCAGCCCAAACUUUUAUAAUGUGCAUCUGUAUUUCACUUGUUAUGAUUAAUGAAACAAAUAAACCACCCUUUUUUACUCCUGUACUGACUCAUACACUAUAAAUAAAGAAAAUUACGCGCAAUACUUGUCCAGGGCCACCUGUGGUCCACAUGUGGAUCAUUGUUUAUCUGGCCCUCUUGAAGUUGAAUUAACUACCAACACUUUUUUUAUUUUUAUUUUUUUGCAAAUGUUGGUACAUCAAUUAACACGCAAUACAGCUAGCUUGGAAGGCCUGCUGGUGAUCAUUGCAUUUACACGUCCUUACACUGUACAAAAUGGUGUUAACUGUGAAAAAACGGCAAUUGUCUAUCCAUCUAUCAGCCAAACAUGUUAAAGCUCACAGAACAAACUUUGUUGAUCAAAUAUUAAAAUCACGAUAUUUGUGAGUGCGAGCUUGUAUAUUUAAAAUGUAUGUGAAAUUAGGCAUUGCACGACCACUGCGUGUUCAGGUGAGGGGUUGAAGUGAUUCUUUCUGGAUUCUCUAGCUGUGGUAUCUAGGUCACAGUUUUGUGUUUCAGGUUUCACAUGGCAUGUUGUCACUAGUUACAUUUCAUAUUCCUUCCAGUUUUUUGAAUAAAUGACAAAUGCAUUCACGGCUAUGCCUUUUAUUGUGCCUCAUAUUUAUUUAUUUACAACUUGAGGCAAAGUAUUCCCAGAUGUUCUGCUUUCGAGUGAUUUUUGCGCAUGAUUCUAGAGUGAAAUAUUUUUUAACAUUUUGAUGUGCUGCAUUUGCUAUUAAAAAGUUAAGUCUUCUUGCAUUAUUGUUCAAUAUAUUUAUAUGUACUGAAGAUCAUCAAUUGUAAUGUUUCUGUCUGAACAUUUACAGUAUAGCUUGAUAGAAUAUUGUAA